Manduca sexta (tobacco hornworm) is the source of this 3680-nucleotide messenger RNA. RefSeq names its product sodium-dependent phosphate transporter 1-A (gene NaPi-III). The record is from RefSeq and is a predicted model, not a curated record. Lineage: Eukaryota; Metazoa; Arthropoda; Insecta; Lepidoptera; Sphingidae. Gene Ontology annotation, cellular component: membrane. The transcript is spliced from 10 exons. Bases 592 to 2529 code for a protein of 645 amino acids. Gene Ontology annotation, molecular function: phosphate transmembrane transporter activity. Gene Ontology annotation, biological process: phosphate ion transmembrane transport.
UCGCACUAUAGAACAAACAGAUUGUGCUUGACAAUAAAAAGGGGUUGUAGGGGCGAGGCACCCAGCUGCUCUCCGCGCAUGCUCUGUUAAGUCGGAAUUCCGUCGCGACCCUCAUCAACUUCAGUCUAUAUUCGGUGGAGUAAGGGCCACAGUGUUCCUUCAUUUAAAAUAUUCUUACAGGAAUAUAAAAUCCUACAUUUUUCAAAAAAAUGAUGAAGCCAAAAUUAUCGAGAUAUCAUCAAGUCCUUGAAUUAUUUAAACAUCAACUGUUGUGACCCAUAGAUAUUUAAUCACGAUUCAUAUUAUUUUCUAUUUUAAAUUUAAUUAUAAACUUACUUUUUGAAACUUAAGUGUUUUAUAUAUGUAUUUAAGCAGUUCAAAUUGAGUUUAAUCUGUACUUAGCUAAUAAAACUAUUGUUUUACAUGGAAUUGAUGUAUAGAUCGCAUGAUAUUCAGAGGAUUGUUAAUGAGAGCUGUUGAAAAGUAAUUGAAAUAAGCAAAGCUUAUUUUUGAUUGAAUUGGGUGCUAUUCUAUUUUCUUUUUUUUUAUUUAAAAUGAAAGUUUGUAAGUAAAGAAGGCAAAUUUUUAACAAUGGAGCAGUAUGCAGAUGAUAUGUUAUGGUUAGUUGUAAGCGGGUUUCUCGUGGCAUUCGUACUGGCAUUUGGUAUUGGCGCAAAUGACGUCGCUAACUCCUUCGGAACCAGCGUUGGAUCGAAAGUACUAACACUUACACAAGCAUGUAUUCUCGCCACUAUCUUCGAAAUUUCGGGUGCUGUCUUAAUUGGUUACAAAGUAUCAGAUACAAUGCGUAAAGGGAUACUGGAUGUGUCCCUGUAUGCUGACGGUGGCGAAAGACUUCUGGCCGCCGGGUGCCUGGCAGCGCUCAUAGCGGGGGCCACGUGGUUGAUACUGGCGACUGCACUGCGGCUACCCGUAUCUGGAACUCAUUCGGUAGUCGGAGCCACUGUUGGAUUUACACUCACAGCUAAGGGUCCUGUUGGUGUUCGCUGGUCUACUCUUGGUGCUAUCGUGUUGUCUUGGUUUGUAUCACCAGCCCUUAGCGGCACGGCGUCUGCUAUGCUGUUCUGGGUAGUCCGCCGAUUUAUAUUGCGAGCACCUCAGCCGAUUAAAGCAGGUCUUCGGGCUUUGCCUUUUUUCUACGGAGCUACCGUUGCAGUGAAUGUGUUGAGCGUGGUGCAUGAUGGUCCUAAACUGCUGGCGAUGGACAAGAUUCCUUUGUGGGUGGCAUUGGCUGGCUCGCUAGCGCUGGGGGCGCUGGUGGCGGGCUGUGUGCGCGCCUUCCUCGUGCCACAUUACCGUCGCAAGCUCACUGCACCACCAGUCAACUUCUCUUUAGGGCUUUCUAACGAAACUACUCCAGCCAACACGCCCACUCACUCCAACAAGAGCGUUCCCCAGCGCCCCACUUCACUACUAUCUGAAGACGGAAAAGUUCUUGAAGCAAUAGCAGAGAGCGCGGAGAUGGUGACUUUGAGUGACGCCGACAAAGCAUCUGAUGGGGUACGAGAGAUGAACGCUAGGAACAGAGCGCUGCUGGCCACCAUGGACGACUGUAGUAUCCUAUCAAGGAGCCUCAGUCCGCCGAAUAAACCUCGAUUGCAAUUAGUAGACGCGGACCCACAAAUCAACACACUUAAAUAUAUCGAUGAGACCUUGAGCUGUUGUAAAAGUUUAGACUCCGCUCAAAUGGCAGGAAUGGGUGAAAGCUACGAUUCAAGGAAUGGGUUUUUCGGAGGCUCGUGUGAUACCAUCGCUCGCGGAGAAUUCGAUAGAUUGGCUGCGGCAAGAGCGCUUCCUGUUGUUGGUUUCGAGACUCCUCCUCCGCGCAUCGAAAAAGAGGAUUCUAGCUUCUUCAAGGCCAAAACACAGGCGCCAGUAAGCUCCAGCGCGUGGAGCAUCGAGGGCGAGAGCAAGCGCCUGCCAGCCAUAACGCCCAACUCGAGCGCGGCGCCGCUGCUGCGCGCGCCGUCCCCGCCGCCCGCCCCGCCGCAGCCGCCGCCACCCGACACCCUUCGCCUCUUCUCCUUUCUCCAAGUACUCACUGCUACGUUUGGAGCGUUCGCACAUGGGGGGAAUGAUGUCAGCAACGCAAUAGGUCCUCUGGUGGCGCUGUGGCUGGUGUACUCCGAGGGCGCGGCCCACAGUCGCGCGGAGACGCCGCUCGCGAUCUUGGUAUUUGGUGGCGUGGGCAUCGCGCUCGGCCUGUGGCUGUGGGGCCGCCGCGUCAUCCGCACCGUCGGCGAGGAUCUCACCAGCAUCACCCCUGACACGGGAUUCACUAUUGAACUGGGUGCAGCGUUGACCGUACUGGUGGCAAGCAAAGCAGGUUUACCGGUCUCUACCACGCACUGUAAAGUUGGCUCCGUAGUUUGCGUAGGCUACUUCUCGCAGAAAUCCGUGGACUGGAGUUUAUUUAGGAACAUAAUAUACGCGUGGGUGAUCACCGUGCCAGCCGUGGCGGCCAUCGCGGCGCUCUCCAUGUUGGCGCUUGAAGCGUUUGUCGUUUAAAGCAUUGCAUCAGUUGUAGAACUAAACGUACUCAUGCAUUAAGUGUUUAUUUCUUCGUUAAAAUUAAAUGGAUGUUCAAAAUCACGUCUCUCGUCCACAUGACAAAAUAUUAAUUAAGAAAUAGAUAACUUUACAUAGGUACUAUAAUUCUUCUUUAACUUUUCAUACAAUGUUUUGAAAUAUUACAUUUUUAAGAGAGAGAUGUAGUUUAAUGGAGUUUUUAUAAGAUCUAGUAUUCUGGCUGUUACAUUGUUUUAAAAUAAUCAAUAUACCUAUCCAUAUCAAAAUGCAAAGUUAUGUGGACGAGCUUCUAGUUAACAUGUUCGCGUUUUCCGUAGAUUGAUGUGUUAAAUGAUAAGACUCAGCCGUAACUAUUUCUAAGCGACACUUCACCAAUACUAGCCAAUACGGAACUGUGUUAAUUAGCUGUAAAACAGAUCAAUUCGUUUAAGCCUAAGGUCUAAGUACUUAAUCUAAUGUUUGGAUAUCAAGUUUAUCAAAUUGGUAUAAGUACUAAGUCUAUAUUUCUGUCAAUAGAAAUACUGAUGCAAUUAUAGUUGUUCUUUUAGUCUAUGCUCUCUUAUAAAUGUUGUAAUAGAUUAAUAUUACUAAAAAAUAUUGUUUUCUGUUUGUAGAGAACCAUUGAUCAGUGUGACAACUAUGUAAAACCAACGCUGGCCACAUACGAGUACCAAGUCACGUACGCAAAUUAAACGUGUAAACCGGUGCUUACAAAUUAGUUUUAUUCAAUUCAUUUCACUAUCAUAGAUUAAGAGUUAUUUGACUAAGAGACUACUAUUAAAUAAUCGUCUUGGAAAAUGAGACCAAAUGUUUUGAAAAAUUUAAAUUAUUAUAUUGAGAUUGUGUAAAUUUUCUUAGAGAUGUUUUAAAGUUAUUGUUUAUAAAAUAAUAGCGUUGGAAUAGCACGGCCGGAAAUUAAUGCAUUUUUAUAUUGUUUUUUUAUGAUUUGAUAAAAAACGUGAUAAAAACCUGUUAUGUAGUAAAAACACUACGUGGAUAUAAAUGAUGUCAGUCAAUGGAUAUAUCGUAGCGUGAGGAGGCCAAUUCUGCAUAGGUGACUUAUGUAUGUUAACACUCUUCAAUAAAUGAUUAGAUGUCACUAUUGUUGAAUAAACUUAUUAGUUGAAAAA